Molecule: messenger RNA, 777 nt
Organism: Colletotrichum chrysophilum
Lineage: Eukaryota; Fungi; Ascomycota; Sordariomycetes; Glomerellales; Glomerellaceae
Exons: 3
Coding region: 1-777 (258 amino acids)
Biological process (GO): translational initiation
Cellular component (GO): cytoplasm; eukaryotic translation initiation factor 4F complex
Molecular function (GO): RNA 7-methylguanosine cap binding; translation initiation factor activity
Source: RefSeq, a predicted model, not a curated record
AUGGCGACCUCCGUGCAAACGCCCACAAACCCCGACCAGCAGGUCGACCUCUCGACCAUCCCCAUCUCCCCCGAGGGCGCCGAGAAGAGCACCGAGACCAAGGAGAACGAUACCGACAAGGACAUCACUGUCUUCCACGACAAGGACAACUUCAACGUUAAGCACCCACUUCAGAACAAAUGGACUCUCUGGUUCACCAAGCCCCCCAGUGGCAAGGGUGACAACUGGAAUGACCUCCUGAAGGAAGUUAUCACCUUUAACUCAGUGGAAGAAUUCUGGGGUGUCUAUAACAACAUCGCUCCCGUCUCCGAGCUGGCCCUCAAGUCCGACUACCACCUUUUCAAGGCUGGUGUCCGCCCUGAGUGGGAGGACGCUCAGAACAAGCACGGUGGCAAGUGGUCUUACCAGUUCAAGGAGAAGCGUGCUGUUCCUAUCGAUGACCUCUGGCUGCACGUGAUGCUGGCUGCCAUUGGCGAGACUCUGGAGGGUGAGGACGACGGCGAAGUCAUGGGUGUCGUUGUCAACGUGCGCAAGGCUUUCUUCCGUAUCGGUGUCUGGACUCGUACUAUUGGCAAGAGCAUUCCCGGCCGUGGUGACGGAGAUGUGGCUGGCGGUAAGGGACGUUCCCAGGAUAAGGGCCGUGAGAUCCUCCUGAACAUCGGCCGCCGUUUCAAGGAGAUUCUGAACCUGCCCCCCGGUGAGAGCGUUGAGUUCUCCGGCCACACGGACAGCGCACACAGCGGAAGCAGCCGUGCCAAGGCCAAGCACACUGUCUAG